UCCAAAUCAAGCCACACGAUGCAGAGGUUACAGAUUAGUUCUCGGCCAUCCGAAGAGUUUCUGAUUAAUCUCUCGCUUGAUUCUUCAAGCACCGACGGUCUCGUGGUCUAUGACAUCGCGAAGAAAGAGAUGAUGCUUCACAACAACAGUUACAACUCUGGUAAUGGAGAGAGAGCUAUUCACAUAAUCCCUCUUGUUCUCUUUCUAUGUGCGUUUGUUCUCUGGGCUUUUUCAAGUGCUCCUACUAUUACUACUAGCACUAAUAACAUGCAAACGUAA
Molecule: messenger RNA, 279 nt
Organism: Raphanus sativus (radish)
Lineage: Eukaryota; Viridiplantae; Streptophyta; Magnoliopsida; Brassicales; Brassicaceae
Exons: 1
Coding region: 19-279 (86 amino acids)
Source: RefSeq, a predicted model, not a curated record